GUCCGGGGAGACGCGGAGGCCCGGGAGGUCCCGGCUCUCGCCGCCGCCGCCGCCGGCCGAGCAAACCGGGAGCGGGAUCGCGGGGCUACGCGCCGAGCCGGCGCGGUCAUGGCCGACUACUGGAAGUCACAACCAAAGAAAUUCUGUGAUUACUGCAAGUGCUGGAUAGCAGACAACAGGCCUAGUGUUGAAUUUCAUGAAAGAGGAAAGAAUCACAAGGAAAAUGUGGCCAAGAGGAUCAGUGAGAUUAAACAGAAAAGCUUGGAUAAGGCAAAGGAAGAAGAAAAGGCGUCCAAGGAGUUUGCUGCGAUGGAGGCAGCUGCCCUGAAGGCCUACCAAGAGGAUCUGAAACGGCUUGGCUUAGAGUCAGACAUUUCAGAGCCAAGUAUAUCACCAGUGACCAGCACUGUCCAGCCCACUUCUACAUCAACUCAACAGAAAGAGAAGAAGAAGAAAAAGGAAAAGAAAAAGAAAGACGCUUUGAAGGGUAGAUGGGUAGAAGGAGUAACGUCCGAUGGUCACUGUUACUAUUACGAUCUCAUCACAGGAGCAUCUCAGUGGGAGAAGCCAGAAGGAUUUCAAGGGAACUUAAAAAAGGCAGCAGCAAAGGCCAUUUGGGUAGAGGGUUUAAGUGAGGACGGCUACACCUAUUAUUAUAAUACAGAAACAGGAGAAUCCAAAUGGGAAAAACCUGAUGAUUUCAUUCCACACACUGGUGAUGUGCCGUCUAGUAAGGACAAUGAAAAGUCACCUGACACCCUAGAAGACUCCAAAUCGUCAGAUUCUCACAGUGAUUCUGAUGGCGAACAGAAGAAAGCAGGAGAGGCCUCUGUGGAAACGAAGAAACUAAUAAUAAAGUUUAAGGAAAAAAAUAAAAGUACUGAGAAAAAAACUGACCCAGAAAUACAAAAAGAAAAAAGUACCCCAAAACAGAAUCCAUCAAAUACAAACGAAGAAAAAUCCAAAACUCUUAAGAAAUCAACGAACCCUUAUGGGGAAUGGCAAGAAAUUAAACAAGAGGCUGAGUCUCAUUUUCUUUCUGUUCCAGGGAAGAGGUCGAUUUGGAACUUCCAAGCACUGAGAGUGAGUAUCUGUCAACUUCAGAAGCCGCUGCUGGAGAAAUCAAAGUGGUAUUUAAAGAAAAAACAGUCUCUUCUCUGGGAGUUGCAGCGGAUGGGGUGGCUCCCGUCUUCAAAAAGAGAAGAAUUGAAAAUGGGAGAUCUCGGAAUUUGAGACAGCGAGGUGACGAUGAGUGACUGUAAAGCCUUUCCUUCGACUGCUGUGGACAGAGGAGACGUGCCCUUUCCAAGCUUCUCUGUGUUUUGAGUACUAUAGUGCUGCAGUUUACAUUUAUGCUAAGUGUAUUUUAUGUGAAUCAAAAUAAAUCUUUUCAUGUGAAAUUUAUUUUUGUUCCUUAAAUGGAAGCCUACCACAUUGCAUUGUAAUACAGUGUAUUAUGUUCAAUGUCUAAAAUUGCUAACUAUAUGAUAAUUUAAGAUGCUAUGUAUCUGUUAUUUAAAACAUGGGGAAGACUCUUGCUCUGUUCUUCACUCAUAUGAGCAUACUUGUCCUGCAUUGAAAAUGCAUUCUUUCUGCACACUGAAAUUAACCUGUUACCUAAGAAAUAAGAAUCAGACACAGAAGUGCACAGCCGCAUGGCAGUUUGGUUUUGAUGGUCCUUUGCAGCCUGGAUGUAGAAAAGUUGACAUAUCAAGUUAAGACCAAAGAGCAGAAGCAGGAGCCACUCAGGUACUAAAGUGCAGAGCGACAGCUGGACCAGGCGUAGAAAGCUGCCCUUGCCCCAGGCCAGCUUACAGCAGCAAACUGUGGAAGCAGUUGAACUUGGGGCCGAGUAUCAGGGAACUGGAGGUAGUGCAGCUUCUGCCCUUCGCUUUCUAGAACAGUCCUUGCCCAGGCAGGCACUUUUCAUAGCCCUGGAUCCAUUGGAAAGUUUAAGGUAACAGACAAAAGGCUUGAACUAAAACAGAUUUCAUGGUCCACUUAGAUGUUGCCCAUUUUCUGGUUACAUUUCUUAAGUAGAAAUCUCAUAUUCUAUUUGAAGUACUUCCCUUUAUUACUUUUGCAUAUUUUUAAUUAUAUUUUUCAUAAGUUGUACAGUAUGUAACUUUUGGUAGCAAAUAUUUGUCUUUUUACAAUUGCUAGUGUAUAUGUAAGAAUAGCUUAUUAAAAAUCAUAAAAAAGUAAA
Molecule: messenger RNA, 2206 nt
Organism: Peromyscus californicus insignis
Lineage: Eukaryota; Metazoa; Chordata; Mammalia; Rodentia; Cricetidae
Gene: Wbp4
Product: WW domain binding protein 4
Exons: 10
Coding region: 109-1233 (374 amino acids)
Biological process (GO): mRNA splicing, via spliceosome
Cellular component (GO): nucleus; precatalytic spliceosome
Molecular function (GO): zinc ion binding; RNA binding; protein binding
Source: RefSeq, a predicted model, not a curated record